Diversispora eburnea is the source of this 243-nucleotide messenger RNA. Lineage: Eukaryota; Fungi; Glomeromycota; Glomeromycetes; Diversisporales; Diversisporaceae. The record is from the annotation of a GenBank genome assembly.
AUGUCCGAGAAAAUAUCAAUGGUGUUAGUACCUGAUCUGUCAUUUACCGCUCAAUCGCCUAUACCGUCAGAAUUUCACGACUUUGUCGUUGAUUUCACGAUCUUGGUAUUGUAUGAUGUUAAAGACGUUGAAAAAGCAGUUAGUGAUUGCACUAAAGGAAUAGAGUGGAUACUUGUUGUUAAUUGUAAUAAGGGAGUCGCUAAAGAAGUUAAUGUUUCUGGAAAAUUUGAGGAUUCGAUAUGA